CGGGGCUGGUAGUAGGGGGGCCUACUAAAGUGGGCGUGGCUAGCUAGCUGUUACUGUACUGGUCAAGAUGCUUCGUGUGUGUGGAGGGUCUGUGUUCAGGUCUUGUAGAGCGAGAGUCAGACAGCGGAGCAAUGGCGCUGCUGAGCCAUUUCUAAGCGGUUCCUCUGGCACUUAUGUGGAGAGUAUGUAUGAGAGUUGGCAGCAAGACAAGAGUUCUGUGCAUAAAUCCUGGGAUGUCUUCUUCUCUCGUGCUGCGGCUGGAGCACCUCCUGGCCACGCCUACUCUGCACCACCAUCCAUACGACCCCAGGUUUCCAUGGAUACAGACCAUAUUAAAGACCAUUUAUCAGUGCAAGCGCUCAUUCGAGCAUAUCAAAUCAGAGGCCACAAUAUAGCGCGAUUAGACCCCCUAGUCAUCAACGAGGCAGAUCUGGAUUCACCCAUACAUGUACCACCAGAGCUCAUCGUCGAUAGCAACCUCAACCUUGACAAGGUGUUCACUCUACCUAAGACCACCAAGAUUGGAGGCAGUGAAACAGCACUCUCACUCAAGGAUAUUAUCACACGUCUCAAAACAGUUUAUUGUCAGAACAUCGGAGUAGAGUUCAUGUUCAUUAAUGACAGGACAAAGUGUGACUGGAUUAGGGAGAAGUUUGAGGCCCCUAAUGCCAUGAGUAUGGAUGAGCGUAGUAAAAGAAUCCUGUUAGCAAGACUUGUACGAGCCACCAUGUUUGAAGAGUUUUUGAAGUUGAAAUGGCCAAGUGAGAAGAGGUUUGGGCUGGAAGGUUGUGAGGUGCUCAUUCCAGCCAUGAAGUACAUCAUUGACCUUGCUAGUGAACACGGAGUGGAGAGCUACGUCAUUGGAAUGCCACACAGGGGGCGACUGAAUGUACUGGCCAAUGUUGUGAGGAAACCAUUGGAGCAGAUCUUGUGUCAAUUUGACCCAAUGCUAGAGCCUGUGGAUGAGGGAUCAGGAGAUGUCAAGUAUCACCUCGGUACUUCAUUGGAGAGAGUCAACCGUUACACACAAAAAAAGAUCAAACUCUCAGUGGUGGCUAAUCCCUCACACCUUGAAGCUGUGGACCCUGUCGUACAGGGCAAGACACGUGCAGAGCAGUUCUAUAAAGGAGAUACAGCAGGUGACAGUGCCAUGAGUAUAUUACUGCACGGAGAUGCUGCCUUCGCUGGACAAGGCGUGGUCUAUGAAACCUUUCAUCUUUCUGACCUCCCUGACUACACAACUCACGGCACUAUUCACAUCAUAGUCAACAAUCAGAUUGGUUUCACUACUGAUCCACGUGUAGCAAGAUCUUCCCCAUACUGCACUGAUGUAGCCAAGGUGGUGUCUGCUCCGAUAUUUCACGUGAAUGCUGAUAAUCCGGAAGCUGUAAUGCAUGUUUGCAAAGUUGCUGCUGAAUGGAGAAAUACAUUCCACAAAGAUGUUGUCAUUGACCUAGUGUGUUAUAGAAGACAGGGACACAAUGAGAUGGAUGAGCCUAUGCUCACACAGCCUCUCAUGUACCAGACUAUUAAGAAGCAUCCUCCGGUAGUGGAACAGUAUGCAGGCAAGCUCAUUAAAGAGGGUGUGGUUUCAGAGGUGGAUUACAAGAGUGAGAGACAGACUUAUGAUGAUGUCUGCAAGAGAGCUUAUGAGAAGUCUAAAGAUGUUGAACUAGCUAAAGGACAAUGGCUGGACUCACCUUGGGAGGACUUCUUCCCCUUGAAUGGUGGACCUGACUUCAGUAACAAGAGCUUGCCACAGACUGGAGUGGAGAUAAAGAGACUGGAACACAUUGGAGCUGUGUUCUCCAGUGUACCACCAGAGCUAAACAUCCACUCAGCUCUGAAGCGUGUUCUGGCUGGUCGUGCUGACAUGCUGGAUAAAGGAAUUGCUGACUGGGCAAUGGGAGAGGCAUUUGCUAUAGGCUCAUUAUUGGAGGAAGGCUAUCAUGUGAGACUGUCAGGACAAGAUGUGGAGAGAGGGACAUUUGCACACAGACAUCAUGUCAUCCAUGAUCAGAUGGUGGACAAGAAACAAUACAGCCCUUUGUCUCAUGUGUCCCCUGGUCAAGCCAGCUACACUGUGUGCAAUAGCUCUCUGAGUGAGUUUGGAGUGCUUGGGUUUGAUCUUGGCUUCUCCAUGAGCAACCCUAAUGCACUGGUGUGCUGGGAGGCACAGUUUGGAGACUUCCACAAUACAGCACAGUGCAUCAUAGAUCAGUUCAUCUGCUCUGGUCAGGACAAGUGGGUCCGCCAGAGUGGCCUAGUGCUGCUAUUACCUCAUGGGUAUGAAGGUAUGGGUCCUGAACACUCGUCAGCAAGAUUAGAGAGGUUCCUACAAGGUUGCUGUGAUAAUCCUGAUAGCAUUGAACCAUUGCGCCCAGAGCUAGGACUGGACAGACCACUAGCUCAACUGUAUGAGUGCAACUGGCAGGUGGUCAACUGUACUACACCAGCUAAUAUCUUCCAUGCUCUGCGGAGACAAAUUCAACUACCCUUCAGAAAACCAUUGGUUGUCAUGACACCCAAGAGUCUGCUACGACACGCUGAUGCCAGGUCACCAAUCUCAGACAUGACAGAAGGUACAAUGCAUGUGCUGCAUGUGAUACUGUACAUGUUUAGGCUAACACAACCAACUGCUCUGACUACUAGUGGAUGCACCAGCUUUCAGAGAGUGUAUGUGGACAGGGAAUGUGGAGAAGGGGUCAAAGUUCAGCAUGUAUUAUUCUGUACUGGCAAGAUCCACUAUGAGCUGUAUAAAGAGAGACAGCGAUUAGGCCUCACCAAUAAAGUGGCCAUUAUCAGAAUUGAACAGAUAUCCCCAUUCCCAUACGACCUGGUGAUGAGUGAGUUGACUCGUUAUCCCUCGGCUGAGUUGAGAUGGGUACAAGAAGAACCUAAGAACAUGGGGGCGUGGUCUUAUGUCCAGCCACACCUACACACGUCCACAUGCAAGAAGAAAUUCGUGAGGGUCAGUUGGACUGUUGGAUGCUCUGGCUCUAGACUGAGGAUGAUCAAACAUCUGCGAGGAACUGCGGGAAAUAGUCAACAGUGUUCUCAAGAGAUUCAAGAAAGAGGGGACUAUGAUUAAGUCACGACGCAGCAAGCUACCUGCAAUGCACUUGGAUCAUUAUUUUCAUCACUCAAGCCGACGCCCAUCUGCCCGCCCACUCAUGUCGGACGCCUCCAUUGGGGAGGACGGACAAUAAUUAUAAUUGAACUAUAUUACUUUUAGUUUGAAUCAAUAAUUAUUAUUUUUAGUUGUUACUUUCUGUCGUUAAAAAAAUGUAUGUAGUCUCAUG
Molecule: messenger RNA, 3302 nt
Organism: Halichondria panicea
Lineage: Eukaryota; Metazoa; Porifera; Demospongiae; Suberitida; Halichondriidae
Product: 2-oxoglutarate dehydrogenase complex component E1-like
Exons: 24
Coding region: 68-3091 (1007 amino acids)
Biological process (GO): tricarboxylic acid cycle
Cellular component (GO): mitochondrion; oxoglutarate dehydrogenase complex
Molecular function (GO): oxoglutarate dehydrogenase (succinyl-transferring) activity; thiamine pyrophosphate binding
Source: RefSeq, a predicted model, not a curated record